Messenger RNA from Meleagris gallopavo (turkey), 2078 nucleotides. NCBI's taxonomy places the organism in Eukaryota, Metazoa, Chordata, Aves, Galliformes, Phasianidae. The record is from RefSeq and is a predicted model, not a curated record.
UAUGGAGUUUUUAGGGCCUGCAGAGUACUACAUGCUUUUCAGAAAUGAUAGUCUAAUGGUAGGUGAAGUCUCAGGAGUACAGCUCUGUCUUAAAUACUUCCCCAGAGCUCAGAUUAACUGAAACAUUAAAAAGAUUCAUUAAAUGGCAAGUGCAAAGCUUAGUUUUGGUGGUGAUAAAUUUGAGAACUCAUAGCAGGCAGUCAUAGUAAUACAUCUAUGGUAGUUUGUGCUUCUGAGGGAAUUUCUGAGGAAGCACUUCUUCAAAGUCCCUUUUUGAGUAUAAAAUGGAAGUAGAGACUCUCCCAAGGAAAAGUCUGAUCUUUAAUUCAUUUAUGAAGCCGUGAAUAAAUGUUGCACAGUUUUGUGUCCAUGAUAAGAUGUUGGGUGUAGUGAAAUUUCAACUUAAAAUAUUCACCAGGCCAAAUAGAACUGAAAAGUACAUUCUGUUUCUUCUUUGAGGAGGCAAGCAAAUAACUCUCAUUGCACCAGAAUCUGUAAAUUCCCAUCAUCCAUAAAUGCUUAAAGAAGCAAAUAAUUUUGUAAAGAUCUGAUGCUAAGGGAAUGAAAAAAAUAUGAGUUUUUACUUCAAGAUGCUGUCAAAUGUUCCAGGCGAUGGAAUGAGCUGGAAUUAUUCUGCACAGUUUAAAUCAACACUACAGAAUGAGGCCAAGGAGACAGAAAGAUGUGCAGUAUUUCUGCAAUCAACAUUUUUUUUAAAAUGCCUAAGCACAGAUGUUUCAAGGAAUGAGGGUCUGCUCUAGGCUUUGCUACCUCAUUUUGUCAACCUGAAGGAGUCUCUUAAAACAGUAUUUUGAUAUUUAUAGUCACAGCAAAAGGUUUCUUGUUCCAUGAGACUAGAAAUGGUAGUGGGCUUGCUGUCUCCAGGGUGGCUGGUGGGUUUCGGACAGAGGAAAGAGAAUCUAGUUAUCAGAUACUGGCUCUAGAUUUCAAUAUGUCAGUUUUCCUAAUCUACUUUUUGCUGCUUUUAGACUGAGUGUGAAAUUUAAUUAAUUAAAGCAAUACUUGAAUACUUUAAGCUAUUGGGAGAAAAUGCUGUAUGCACAAUCUGAUAUUUUUUUCAACAUGGCUAAGAUAAUUUAUAUGGGAAGACACUGAAAGCAAGCUGAAGUCAGAGUUUUCACCUCGAGAGAAAAGUCUAAACCAGAAAAUGCAGAAGUCGAAAAGGAACAAUGCAAAAGAGCAGCAAUGUACUGCAUUUGCUAGAUUUGUUGCUACACUGUGAAAUUGUUCUUGUUGUUUGCAUUUUUUCCCAGUUCUUAGCAGGGGAAAAAAAAAAUACGGCUAAAGUCUGUAUUCUGUGAAAAAACAAUCCCCAGAGCAGCUGUGAGGCCAGUGGAGUCUGUGUCUCACCUGUCCUCUGCCUGGCUGCCUCAUAGCCUGCCUUUGUGAGGCCACGUUUGUGGGGUCGCAUUAUGGAGGGAGACACUGUGCUGGACUCAUUCCCUAACAGUCUGACACCACUGCAGAAAUAUCUUUGCCUGAUAGAUGUUGGCUAUUUCAUUAACACCAGUGGUGCAGCACUUUUCAAGCCAGAGAGGAAUGUAGAUGUCAUUAUCUCACUUGAUUAUGGUUUGGGGAAUGCGUUCAAGCAAUUAGAGAUGACAUACAAAUAUUGCAAGAUACAAAAAAUCCCAUUCCCCAAAGUGGAGAUAAGUGAAGAAGAGGCAAAGAACCCAAAGGAAUGUUACGUGUUUGAAGAUGCAGAGGACCCGAGAGCGCCCAUAGUAAUUCAUUUCCCCCUUGUGAAUGACACAUUUAAGGAAUUCAAGGCACCUGGAGUAAAGCGCAGUCUCUCAGAGAUGGAAGAAGGCAAAGUAAAUCUGGAAAACAACUGUUCACCUUAUUACCUCAUUAGGCUAAUCUACUCUCCUGAAAAUUUUGACAAACUUGUGAAUCUGAGCAAGUACAACAUCCUCAACAACAGAGACCUGCUCUUUCAGGCACUUCAGAAUGCUGUAGAACGGAAAAUAAGUUGCACAACUUGGAAUCUCCCCAGCCACUCUGGAGCUGGAUAUGCCUAGGCUGGGUUUUCAUUCUUUUCCUCACUGAAGGCUACA